CUUGCCGCCCAAUAUUUAUUGACAUCAAAAUUCACAAAAAAAUCAAAAUCUGACAAAAUUUUUGACAAAAAUCAUUAAAAUCAUCCGAAAAAAUGUCUUUUACUACCGUGAAUUACAUCACAAGUCCCGCAAGCAAAUUACAAAGCAAGGAAGCUGCUCACAGUCGUUUCAAAUAUGGAUCCCCGAAAUUGCGUGAUUUGUUGCGCCAACAAUGUCGAGUGCGUUUCAAGGAGCGACGAAACAAUAAUUUUCUCGGAAAACGAAAUCUCAUGGAGGAAGAACGAGUUAUGAUGACAGGCGUUGUUAAAGAGAGCAUUUCACAAUUUGAACAAAACGAAAUUUUGCAAGAACUGAUUUACAAAGAGUUGGAAGAGGAAAUGGAAGAAUGGCUGGUUGAAGAUACAAAUUAUUUGGCAGAACUUGCGAUGAACGAAGAAGUAAUUUGCCCGUUGUGUCAAAAGAAAUCCUUAGCUGCAAAUGCAUUUUUCGUUAAUUGUGACUUUUGUGGCUUUCGUACGAAGGAAUAUCAGGAUUUGAGUAAAUUAGGAGAUCGCAUAAAAAUUGUCGUAUUGCAACAUGAAGUCAUUUGCUCGAAUACUUUGGCAUUUUUCGCUGAACCUAAAACUCGUGAUGAUCCCAUGUCACUCUCAAUUAAUGCCAUUUGUGAUAAAUGUGAAUAUUUUUCUGUCGUUUAAUGAAAAAAAAAAAUUGUACUUCUCGUAAAUUGUGUGAUCUCUGACGGAAAAAUGUUACUUUUAAAACUAAUUUAUUUAUUGUUAACAGAUUUUUUGAUAAAAUAUAAUUUUAAUUGUUUCUCUUUCAAAA
Messenger RNA from Culicoides brevitarsis, 825 nucleotides. It is a transcript of the gene Ripalpha, whose product is annotated as RIP-like protein. The coding region runs from base 93 to 695 and encodes 200 amino acids. Gene Ontology annotation, biological process: protein import into nucleus. The record is from RefSeq and is a predicted model, not a curated record. NCBI's taxonomy places the organism in Eukaryota, Metazoa, Arthropoda, Insecta, Diptera, Ceratopogonidae. Gene Ontology annotation, cellular component: nucleus. The transcript has a single exon.